CUCAUAGUUAUAAGAAGUAAAUUGUCUUCAUAUAACCACCUCUAACAGGGUAUGAUGAAGAGUCAGGUAGCGCUCCUUUAUGUCCUGAUCAUUAUGAGUGGAGGAUUGGCCCAAAGCCUGAAACCCCGCCGGAGCGUUUUCUUCUCAGAUGUUAACCUGAAGCUGUUUAAAGAGCCUGACUUUGACAGUUUGAGCUCCCUGUUGGUGAGAGAAGACAUCGGUCUGCUCUUCAUCGGAGCCAGAGGAAAAGUCAUCAUGCUCCGUUUGGAUGACAUCACUGAAAAGACCGGCGAGACUGAAUGGACGGUGAGUUCUGAAGACAAAUCAAAGUGCAAGAUGAAAGGCGGAAGCAUCGAGCAUUGUGACAACUACAUCACGAUGAUGCACACUCGGGUUGAUGGCAAAAUUCUGGUUUGUGGAACCAAAGCAUUCGACCCUAACUGCACACUCCUGAUGGUCUACAAAGGAAAUGUCACCAUGGAAAACAUAAAUGACAAAGGCAGAUGGAAAGUUCCCUCAAACCCUGAAGAAAAAUUUGCCUCAAUGUUGGAUGGAUCUGACUUAUAUACCGCUGCCUCCACAAAACCCCACGGACAAAAAGUUUUAUUCCAAAGACAUGGGGAAAAUUCGAUGAAGAAUGAAGAGGAACUAUUUUUGUCCUCCAAACCCAACAUGAUUUCCAUUCACCUGGCUGAGCUAAGCAAAAGUUCAGAGGACCAUGAGGACGACAAUGUGAUCUUGUUCUUCAUUGAGAACAGUUUUGAAGAUCCACGCCAACUGCAGGUGUCGAGAGUUGCACGAGUGUGUAAAAGUGACAUUGGAGGAAGGAGCAUACUGCGGAAUAAGUGGACCUCUUACCUGGAAGUCAGUGUGGACUGCCCGUUCGGAGACAUAGGGUCUCCCUCUCUGCUGCAGGACAUCUUUUUUCUACGAGAUGAAAAUAAUUUGAUGAACAGUAUCUUCUACGCAACAUUCACCUUAAACACGGAGCCAUCCAGUACCUGCAAUCAGACUGCUGUCUGCGCCUACAAGCUGUCAGACAUCCGUCAAGUUUUCAAGGGAAACUAUAUGGCUACUACUAGUUCUGGCCACUGGCAGAAGUACACAGGAGAAUUUAGGUCCCCCUAUCCUCAAUCAUGUAUUAAUGAUGAAAUGCGACAAAGUAAUAUAAGGACUUCUCGGGACUUCGAAGACAUCGUCCAUCGGUUUGCAAAGCACCACCCUCUGAUGGAGGGAGCAGUGAAACCAAUCACUGGGAGGCCCCUGCUGGUCCGGUCUGCGGCCCAGUUCUCCAGAAUUGUUGUUGACAAAGUAACGUCUCUGGAUGGACAGCAGCACAACGUCAUGUUUAUCAGCAACAACUCUGGUUGGCUGCAGAAGGCGGUGUGGUCUGGUGAUGAUGGAGGGCGAAUCAUUGAGGAGUUGCAGCUGUUUCAGGAUCCUCAGCCCAUUCGCUUCCUUCAGCUCUCCUCUAGAAGUGGUCAGCUGUACAGUGCAACUAGAACUGCUGUUGCUCAGCUCAGUGUGAGGGACUGCAGCCGCUACACAUCCUGUGCCGACUGCCUUACAGCCAGAGAUCCAUACUGUGGCUGGGAUCGUCUCAGAGGCCUGUGUGCUGCUGUUGCUGGUGCUUCAAACCUCUCCAUGAUCCAGAACCUCACUGAUGGUGAUGUUGGAAUCUGCCCAAACUCUCAUUGGUCAAAGAUUAUCGACAUCCACACCACAGUUGACGUGGCACAGUUCCUCCCCUGCUCCCCUGACACCAAUCUCCCCAUCAGCUGGAGCUUCUCUGGUAACAUCCUUGAGCCCGGUCCCCGACACAUUCUGCUCAGCCAGGGACUCGUUUUAACACCUUCCUUCACUGAUGAAGGCCUUUACACCUGUGAGACAGUGGAAGUAGUUAAAGGCAGAGAGCACAGGAUGGCGGUGAUCUUGUACAACAUUAAGGUUUCAGAGGGUGGGGGAAACUGGUUUCAGGCUAUAAUUAUUUACAUUUUAGCUUGUGUUUGUGUGUUGUGUGUAAUGUUCAUCAUCUACGUGUGCUGGAAGCAGAAAGCUCGAAACCUUGUCGGCAGUAGCAGUGAGAGUGAUGAUACCACUGAUCUCACUGGCAGUAGCAGUAAGAGUGAUGAUACCACUGUAGCAGUGAGAGUGAUGAUACCACUACAACCAGAGUUGAAGACAGAGCCCUGCCACUGUGGGAAUUCUGGUCCCAAAAACCAGGACAAUAGUUCUGGUUCUGGUACUGAUAAAACCAAAUCAACUGGGAGGAAAAGAGGACAAAAUCUACUGUUUAAAACAGAUUUAUAGUUGGACAACAGAACAACCUACUUUGCAUCACUGCCAUCAACUCUGUAAAAAUAAAU
Messenger RNA from Poeciliopsis prolifica (blackstripe livebearer), 2366 nucleotides. Its product is annotated as semaphorin-4E-like. The record is from RefSeq and is a predicted model, not a curated record. Gene Ontology annotation, biological process: negative regulation of axon extension involved in axon guidance; semaphorin-plexin signaling pathway; neural crest cell migration. Gene Ontology annotation, molecular function: chemorepellent activity; semaphorin receptor binding. The transcript has 15 exons. Lineage: Eukaryota; Metazoa; Chordata; Actinopteri; Cyprinodontiformes; Poeciliidae. The coding region runs from base 52 to 2310 and encodes 752 amino acids.